AUGUAUGAUGAGAAGUGUACUCUUGAGGGCGUGAGCAGCGAGUCUGAAGACGGAAUUGGUCUGUGGAGUAACCUUGGUCCUGCACUGGCCAGAAAAAGUACCAACAUCUGGGCCAGCGGCUACCGGAAUAAGAUACAGCCAAACAAGCGGAAAAACGUUGACGUCAAUGAAAAAAAAUCGAAAAAGAAGGAAAAUUAUGACACCUCGAAUUUGACAACAAUGGCUGAUGAGCCAAAAGAAGAGGAAAGUGAUUCUGAGUUAACGUCAGGGAGCCGCGGCCCCACAGAUGAGGAAAAUUUGGGUAUGGGCACAAGAAUAAAACUCCCAACUCCCAAAUAUGAUUCUGAUUCAGCGUCAAUCUGCGAAAGUUCACCAGAUCACGACAGUGAAUCUGAAUCAACGUCAACCAGCCAAAAAUCGUCAAAUCACGAGAAUGAAUCUGAUUCACCUUCAAGCGGCGAAUUUUCAUCAAAUCAGGAAAGUGAUUCUGAUUCAUCAUUAGUCGACCAACUUUCAUCAGAUCACGAAAGUGAUGAAAAUUCACCAAGAGGUCACGAACGACCAGCAGGUCACAAACGAUCCCGGAGAGACGAAAGUGAUGAAGAUUCACCAAGAGGUCACAAACGUUCAAGAGGCCACGAAAGUUCCACAGGUGAUGACAGUAACGGGGGUUCAGAGUGA
Homarus americanus (American lobster) is the source of this 681-nucleotide messenger RNA. RefSeq names its product clumping factor B-like. NCBI's taxonomy places the organism in Eukaryota, Metazoa, Arthropoda, Malacostraca, Decapoda, Nephropidae. Bases 1 to 681 code for a protein of 226 amino acids. The record is from RefSeq and is a predicted model, not a curated record. The transcript is spliced from 3 exons.